Molecule: messenger RNA, 933 nt
Organism: Cuscuta europaea
Lineage: Eukaryota; Viridiplantae; Streptophyta; Magnoliopsida; Solanales; Convolvulaceae
Source: the annotation of a GenBank genome assembly
CCUUCAACGAAGGAAACAUCAUAUAGCAAAGAACAGAUUGAUAGAGCAAUUUUUUUGUAUCGAUGAUUUUAGCCGGCGUUGGUGUGGUUAGCAUAAUUAUUAUUUCUUCCAUUGUGUGGCCUCCGCAAGUAAGCAUCUACGCCUUCACACUUUCAUCCAGACUCGCCACCUCCGGCAGCAACAGCACCGCAGCGGAACCUCCGCCGCUCGCCGCCAACUGCACCAUAGCUUUUGCUUUCGCCAACAACAGGCAAGUGUUCGGUUCUGAUAAUUCUGGAGUACUAUAUGAGUACGACGAGAUCGAGGUAUCGGUGGCAUGGGACGGCCGGAACGAGACGCUAAUGCGAGCCAACCUCGGAACCUUCUUGCAGGAUAGCCUUCAGCAAAAGCCGGUGUUGCGGGCCGUUACUGAUAUAUUCGUGCUGCCGGAUUUGCAAUGGGCGGAGGAUUAUACUUUCACCGUCAAUGUGAAAGCUAGGGUUAGGGCAGAAGUCAGGACAGAACACGAGACUGCGUUUUACACGAAGGCAACUUGUGAUGAAGUAAAGAUUGGGAUUGCAAAGACGCAAAGCGCUGACAUGGUUGGGGUCAUGUUGAAUGGACCGCAGAGGUGUUGGGUUGCGAAAUUGAAGUCUGGCUUUUAUUUUUGAUUACCUGUUACGUUUUAUUACUUCCUCCGUUCCUAAAUAAACUUCCAACUUUCCUUUUUCAUCCGUUCCAAUUAAAACUUCCACUUUCCCCUUUUAGUAAAAAAUUUGUGGUUCACAACAUUUCUUACACAUUUCUCUCUCCUCUGCACAACUCUCCACCACACAAUACCCACUAUCUUAAAAUCUGUGCCAAACCUAUUUGGAAGUUUUAAUAGGAACGGAGGUAGUACUAGUUUCAUUUAAUUUGAAUAGAAUUAAAGCAUCUUCAAUGUUACAAUGUGGA